UAUCUCCAUUUCUCUCUUUGUCCAUUUCUCUCUCCCUUGUCUGUGUUUCUCCCUGGAGACCACUGAAGAAGUAGAGACACAAGGGUGUUGAAGAAGAAGAGCUUUUCAUCAACUAUAUAACCAAAGAAUUGAUUGGAUGUUGGUACGAGGCGGUUCGCUACACUCGUCGGUGGCCUGAGAAAGGAUGCCAAACCAGCUAUGGUUUGCACUGCUAAUGAUUUACAGGAGUGGAAGGAUUUCCCUAAGGGACUUAGGGUCCUUCUCCUUGAUGAUGACACUACUUCUGCUGCUGAGAUAAGAUCAAAGCUUGAGGAAAUGGACUAUAUUGUUUCUACAUUCUGCAAUGAGAAUGAAGCUUUGUCAGCAAUUUCAAGCAAACCUGAGAGCUUCCAUGUUGCUAUCGUGGAGGUGAGUACAGGCAACAAUGGGAGUUUCAAGUUUCUCGAAACUGCUAAGGAUUUACCCACCAUUAUGAUUUCAAGCAUCCAUUGCCUGAGCACCAUGAUGAAGUGCAUAGCACUCGGUGCAGUUGAGUUCCUUCGAAAACCACUGUCCGAGGACAAGCUCAGGAAUAUUUGGCAGCAUGUAGUUCAUAAGGCAUUUAAUGCAGGAGGGAGUGUCCUUCCUGAAUCACUAAAGCCCGUCAAAGAAUCUGUGGCUUCCAUGCUGCAGCUCCAAAUGGAAAAUGAAGAACCAAGGAAUGAAAGCUCAGCAGAAACACUGAAUGUGUCCAAUGUCCAUGAAAAUGACCAUAUGCAGUCAGCUGGAACUGAUAAAUACCCGGCACCUUCAACCCCACAAUUAAAACAAGGAGGGAGAUCAUUGGAUGAUGGGGAUUGCCUAGAUCAAACUAACUGCUCAACUGAGAAAGAGAGUGGGGAGCAGGAUGGGGAAUCUAAAUCUGUCGAAACUACAUGUGGCACUUCAGUUGCUGAAGUUACUGCUCAGGUGUCUCCACCUCAAGGACUGGGCGAGAGCGUUAUCAAAGAGGAAGAUGAUUCAGCUGAUGGCUGUAAGAGUGAAAGUAAUAUGUCUCCUCAUCCACAGAAUAAAGACAGUCUCAGUGAGUUUGGUGGUGAUGCUAGAAACCCCAGAAAGGCAUCUGGUGUUCAUAGUCCUUGUGGGACAAGAGCCAAUCGGAAGAAAAUGAAGGUAGACUGGACGCCUGAACUGCACAAGAAAUUUGUGCAGGCAGUGGAGCAGCUGGGUGUGGAUCAAGCCAUUCCAUCUCGAAUAUUAGAGCUGAUGAAAGUGGAAGGCUUGACAAGGCAUAAUGUAGCAAGUCAUCUCCAGAAAUACAGAAUGCAUCGGAGACACAUUCUGCCAAAGGAAGAUGAUAGAAGAUGGCCUCAUCAGAGAGACCCAAUGCAGAGGAAUUAUUAUCCACAGAAACCAGUCAUGGCCUUCCCUCCAUAUCAUUCCAGUCACACCCUCCCAGCUGCUCAGCUCUACCCUGUAUGGGGCCAACCCAGCAGCCACCCUGCUCAGAUGUGGAGCACACCUGGCUAUCAUACAUGGCAGCCCGCAGAAAGUUGGAUUUGGAAGCCUUAUCCAGGGAUGAAUGCCGAUGCAUGGGGCUGCCCUGUGAUGACACCAACACAUACUCCAUGCUCUUCCUUUCCUCAAAAUCCAUCUGGGUUUGAUCAUAAUAAUGGAAGUGGAAUAUACAACACUGGCAUACCACAGAGCCCUAUUGACCUUUAUCCGGCAGAGGAGGUAAUUGACAGGGUAGUGAAGGAGGCAAUAAGCAAGCCUUGGAUGCCACUGCCAUUGGGCCUGAAACCGCCGGCCACCGAGAGCGUGCUGGCGGAGCUCUCCCGCCAGGGCAUCUCCACCAUCCCACCUCACAUCAACACCCCCCGUCCCUACUGAAUCAGCACCAUGCCACACAUAUCCCGCAUCGGCUGCAGAGGAAAAGUGGGACCACAAAGGCAUCUCUGAGGUGGAGGGUGGGACGGUUGAAAAGGGGGCCGCGCAUGUGAAUUGGACGCCACAAAUGAGAUGUGUGGUUGUAAAUAGAGACUAGUUGAGGCUUUUCUUGUUUUUUAAUUGGUGGGUGGGGGUGGGGUUGGUGUGCAAAUAAUAGAGAGAAAAUGGAGGCGGUGGUGUUAUGGUGGAAGGUGGCUGUUUUAGAUAAGAUUGAGGGGUCUCGUCUGAUGAUAUGAAGAUGGGACUUUUUUUUUUGGUUUACAUGUCUAUUUUGAGAAUCUAGAUGUUGCUUUUCCUCGCUUCCCCCAAAUCCCACAUCUAAUCAACUUCAUCUUUUCUAUUAACAUGCAUUAUUUGUUGGAAAAAA
Messenger RNA from Vitis riparia (riverbank grape), 2296 nucleotides. RefSeq names its product two-component response regulator-like APRR2. The record is from RefSeq and is a predicted model, not a curated record. Gene Ontology annotation, molecular function: DNA-binding transcription factor activity; transcription cis-regulatory region binding. The transcript is spliced from 12 exons. Gene Ontology annotation, cellular component: nucleus. Lineage: Eukaryota; Viridiplantae; Streptophyta; Magnoliopsida; Vitales; Vitaceae. The coding region runs from base 199 to 1872 and encodes 557 amino acids. Gene Ontology annotation, biological process: phosphorelay signal transduction system; positive regulation of DNA-templated transcription.